CUACGACAAUGGCUGCUUCUGAAAAUUCUGACGGACAAGAAAUAAGAAAGGCAUUGUUUCGUUCGCCUGCCCAUGAAGAAGUUCAUGAAUCUGGAUCCUCCGUUACAGAAACCCUAAUCAACAAGGUGAUGAUCGAUUAUGACAUCGAAAGCAGCCUCAAGGGAUUGCAGAAAGAUCUGCAUGACCAAAGACUGAAACAGCUCAAAGGCAAAUUGAAGGACAUCGCUGAAGACAACUGGAGAUAUCCCUCCAUUGAUAAACUGAUUGGAAUACAGACUUGAGAACAUGGAUGGCUGGCUGUCACUGCAGUUACAGAAUAUGGACACUGCCAACUUGUUACAAUAGAGUUACAAGAACUUUCAUAAAGGCAGGAUUUAUUUUAAGGAAUACAAGACAGUUGGGGAUUGAUAUUUGAUGGAAUGCUGACUUUUGUACAAGUAAACAGGGAAACUAGCAGAUCUUUUAUGUUACAUCAGUUCUAAAGAACAUAAUGCUUUGAUGUGGAUGGACAUUGAUGUCCAUUGACUGUUCCCUUAGGAUCUGAUCAGGAGUGACCUUCUGUUGUAAUGAUCUUGCAAGGACAAGAGUUGUCUUUUUUUCAGUAUUUACUUAGUGAAUUGUGCUAAAUUGUCGAUAGUUUUGCAUAGUAAAAUAAAAGUAAUAUAUUUUUUAAAUCAAUUUGUUAAGACACGGUCAGAGCAAUUUUUAGCUUCCUCCUUCA
Lineus longissimus is the source of this 721-nucleotide messenger RNA. RefSeq lists its product as uncharacterized. NCBI's taxonomy places the organism in Eukaryota, Metazoa, Nemertea, Pilidiophora, Heteronemertea, Lineidae. Gene Ontology annotation, cellular component: anaphase-promoting complex. Gene Ontology annotation, biological process: protein ubiquitination. The transcript has 4 exons. The record is from RefSeq and is a predicted model, not a curated record. Bases 9 to 281 code for a protein of 90 amino acids.